This is a messenger RNA of Danio rerio (zebrafish), 1161 nucleotides long. The record is from RefSeq and is a predicted model, not a curated record. NCBI's taxonomy places the organism in Eukaryota, Metazoa, Chordata, Actinopteri, Cypriniformes, Danionidae.
UAUCCACUUGCCCCAGACCUGCGGUUGAGCGGAGAGACACGGCCAGUGGCAGCGCAGCAGAGGAACUGUACAACUGAAUAGUCUGAGAGAGAGAGACAGGGAGAAAUAGGGAGAGAGGGAUAGAAAGAGAUUAGCUGUGUCCAGUCUUGUUCAGGGACGUCAAACCAAAUGAAGCUGCUGGUCCAGCACUGAUUCUUACGGGUGUUUAUCUCUGUCACUGGAGUCAUGAGCUCAAAGGGGACGAACCUCCACAACAAACGACUGCCAUCGGAGUCGGAACAUGCACAGAGAGUCCCGGACACAGAACCAAGCCAACAAAUGAGGCUGAGAGAGAGACAACGAUUCUUCGAGGAAGUGUUUCAACAUGAUGUAGAUGUCUACCUUUCCUCUGCACACCUGCAGAUAGAUUAUAAAAGACCGCCCUUAGGAAGCAUCUCAUCAAUGGAGGUGAACGUUGAUAUGCUGGAACAGAUGGACCUGAUGGACAUAUCUGAUCAGGAGGCCUUGGACGUCUUCUUCGCUGCCAGUGGAGAAGAAGGAUCACUGACAUCCCCUCUACCAGAUUUUGGCCACGCUGACUUGGAAGAGAAUGGACUACAGAGAAGCGAUUUGCCCUUGAGAAUUCCUGAUCCCCGUGAGAUCAAGUCACGUAUGUUAUCUACUUCCUCCAACUCUACCUGUGACAGUCAGCCCUCCAAUGAGGAUGGAUCAAACACUCCUGUUGUCCAAUCAGAUGACGAAGACGUGCAUGAAGAGGACAUGUUGCGAACAGUGUCCACAGCCAACCACACUGCAACAGAGGAGUCUGUCCUCCCAUUAUAAACCUGCCUUUUCAUUUUUCUGGAGGUGUAACAUGACUGUUUCAGGGGUGGGUUGAGUGGGCUAGCCAUAAAUCAAUCUAUUACACACUUCAUGAACACUUGUGGAAUUCAAGGUUCUGAUUACGCCACACUGGGAGUGUCACGCUCUGAAAGACCUGCAUUAAUUUUGCACUGUCGCUUAUGUUUAAACAUUUUACUACCACAGGUACCUCCAGGUAUUGUAACACCACCUACACACUGCCAACAUUUUUCAGUUCUCUUUACAAAGGAUGUUUCUUUUCUGUAGAAAAACAAAAUACAUCACUGUUUUGAAUUAAAGGGGGAGUUUAUCUAAGACAAA